AUGAGUAGUCGGGUACUACUAGUGUCAAUUCUGGCAAGCAAGGCCCUCGCGAACUGUGCAUACGGCACUACACUUCAUCCCCGUGCCGAAGGCGAGGUGAAGGUUGGUAACUUUGGUUACAAUGGUGUCUAUGGACCAACAAACUGGCAAAAUCUGAAUGCGGCCAAUACCCAAUGCGCUCUGGGCACACGUCAAUCACCGAUCGAUAUGGUGGCUGGUGGGUUCCCCAAGAUUGCAGGCACAGCUAUCAACCUUCGGAUCCCAAACAUUGACGAGACCGACUUUGAAAAUUUGGGCACCACAGUGGAGGUAAUUGCCAACCAGGGCGGCACCAUGACCAUCCCCAGCGUGGGCGAUUUCAAAUUACAGCAGUUUCAUUUCCAUCUUCCAUCGGAGCAUCUUGACAACGGCACCAGCCAAGCCAUGGAGAUGCACAUGGUCUGGGAGGGAGUCACUGACCCCACGUCUGUCGCUGUCAUUUCCGCAUACAUAGGUCUUGUUGAUCAAAACAAUGGCGGUGAUUUGAGUGCUGGAACAUCCAAGGCCGCCAAUGUAGCCGGAGCCGUUCUUCCUGCACGAAAACGACAGAGUCACCGAAAUUCUGCUCGCGAUAACGCCAAUAUUCACUUUCGACACGAAGGCGCCAGCACUAAAGCAGAGGUACCCGCGACUGAGCAACCUGCAGCCACAUCAGCAUCUGGCGCAACGACUGCGUUGGAAACUGUGCUCAACACCGUUGACAAGAUAGCCACCCCUGGGACGUCAAUCAAGACACCAGCAGUGUCAAUGUCUGAGAUUGUCGACAUCUUGACUGCAGGCGAAUUUCAGCAAUACACGGGUUCAUUGACUACUCCCCCUUGCACUGAAGGCGUCAACUGGCUGGUAUCCACGCAGAAGCUGGCUAUUGAACCGGCAACUUUUGCCAAAGUCCGGGACGUCAUCGGUUUCAAUGCGCGCUUCCCUCAAAACAAGCUUGGUGAGACCAACUUGUUGCAGCUCAGCUCCCAGUCGUCGACGUAA
Molecule: messenger RNA, 1020 nt
Organism: Sporothrix schenckii 1099-18
Lineage: Eukaryota; Fungi; Ascomycota; Sordariomycetes; Ophiostomatales; Ophiostomataceae
Product: carbonic anhydrase
Exons: 3
Coding region: 1-1020 (339 amino acids)
Molecular function (GO): carbonate dehydratase activity; zinc ion binding
Source: RefSeq, a predicted model, not a curated record